Molecule: messenger RNA, 1049 nt
Organism: Tinamus guttatus (white-throated tinamou)
Lineage: Eukaryota; Metazoa; Chordata; Aves; Tinamiformes; Tinamidae
Gene: DERA
Product: deoxyribose-phosphate aldolase
Biological process (GO): deoxyribonucleotide catabolic process; carbohydrate catabolic process
Cellular component (GO): cytoplasm
Molecular function (GO): deoxyribose-phosphate aldolase activity
Source: RefSeq, a predicted model, not a curated record
AUGGCGGCCGGAAACCCGGGCACGGCGCUGGAUCUUGGCUGGAUCUCAAAAGUGUAUGUGAAUCGAGCUGCAGUUGAAAGGCAUGUAGAACGAAUUCAAGAGCAGAGAACUGUGAAAAGUAAUUGGCGAGCUGCUUGGCUACUCAAAGCUGUCACCUGCAUGGACCUUACCACUCUUUCAGGUGAUGAUACUCCUUCAAAUGUUCACAGAAUGUGUUACAAAGCUAAGCAUCCCAUCAGAGAGGAUCUCCUGAAAGCCAUGGACAUGCAUGAUAAAGGUAUUACUGUUGCAGCCGUCUGUGUAUAUCCUACUAGAGUCACUGACGCCGUUAAUGCCCUAAAGGCUGCAGGAUGUAACAUACCAGUAGCUUCAGUGGCUGGUGGUUUUCCCUCUGGACAGAUGCCUCUACAAACGCGAGUGGCUGAAAUAAAGCUGGCUGUGGAAUAUGGUGCCAGAGAGAUUGAUAUUGUCAUUAACAGGGCUCUGGUGCUGACUGGCCAGUGGGAAGAACUGUAUGAGGAGAUCCGUCAGUGUCGUGAGGCCUGUGGAGAUGCUCAUAUGAAAACAAUCUUAUCAACGGGUGAACUAGGGUCCCUUGGUAAUGUCUACAAAGCCAGUAUGAUAGCUAUGAUGGCAGGUUCUGAUUUUAUAAAGACAUCUACAGGAAAAGAAGUUGUAAAUGCCACCCUCCCGGUUGGAGUAGUUAUGAUGCGAGCCAUUAGGGAUUUCUACUGGAAAACUGGCAACAAGGUUGGCUUUAAACCUGCUGGGGGCAUUCGGACAGCAAAAGAUGCUAUUUCUUGGCUUAUGCUGGUGCACGAGGAGCUAGGAGUGGAGUGGCUAAAACCAGAGCUCUUUCGCCUGGGUGCCAGUAGUUUGUUGGAAGAUAUCGAGAAACAGAUUUUCCUCCAUGUGACUGGCAAUUACGCAGUUUGUCAUGACUUGCCAAUGGCUUAGGCGCAAAAUCAACUCAAGAUUAGUUUUCAUAAAAAGAGAUCUUUAAGAAAAUAACACCCAGAAAUCUUCUGACAUCCAAGUGCAUAUGAUGG